UUUUCCCCAUAAAAAAACGCGCACUUACCGUUGCCGGAUGAAUGCGCGCGUCUGACGUGUCUAGCAGCCAAUCAAAGACUUUGCUUUGAGCAAGUAGAGAAACGCUGCUCGGCAGAUAGCGUGCACGAGGAGGAGUUCGGAGACAUGAAACAGGGUAGUCCCACAUUGGUGCCAAUGAGGGCUGACUCCAAUUUCUCUGACGUCAGAGGCAUGUACAUGAGAGGGAAUGUUAAAAGCCUUCUGCGGGUCCCGUCUUCCCUCGCCGCUGUCCUCCGCGAGGCGAGCUGGACCUCCCGUCCCGGAUCCUUCUUGGCUUUAGGUGUCGUGUCUUCUGCGCUAAGAGCGCUAUUCCUUGAAAAACCAUGGCCUCCUUCAGAGCACUGAUGAUGAAGUUAUGCAGAAACCCGCAAGAGCAACAGCACGUGCGUAGACUUAACUUGUCAUCAACAAGACAGGAAGCGGUGGUGAUCUCCGGCAGGAAGCUGGCGCGGCAAGUCCGGCAGGAGGCCCAGGCGGAGGUGGAGGAGUGGGUUUCGGCGGGGAACCGGCGCCCGCACCUCAGCGUGGUCCUGGUGGGGGACGACCCGGCCAGCCACUCCUACGUCCUCAACAAAGCCCGCGCCGCCGCCGCCGUGGGCAUCAGCAGUGAGACCAUCCUGAAGCCGCCCAGCACCUCCGAGCUGGAGCUCAUGGAUCUGAUCCAAAGACUCAACGCUGACGACAGAGUAGACGGGCUGCUGGUCCAGCUGCCUCUGCCAGAUCACAUAGACGAGCGGCGCGUGUGCAACGCCGUGAUCCCAGAGAAGGACGUGGACGGCUUCCACGUGGUCAACGUGGGGCGCAUGUGCCUGGACCAGUCCGCCAUGCUGCCCGCCACUCCCUGGGGGGUCUGGGAGAUCAUCAAACGCACAGGUAUUCCCACGCUGGGCAGGAACGUGGUGGUCGCGGGCCGGUCCAAGAACGUGGGCAUGCCGAUUGCCAUGCUGCUGCACACCGACGGGCAACACGAGAGGCCAGGGGGUGAUGCCACCGUCACCAUCUCCCACCGCUACACCCCCAGGGACCAGCUCAGACGGCACACCAAGAUGGCCGACAUCGUCAUUGCCGCUGCGGGGAUCCCCAACCUGAUUACUGCUGACAUGAUCAAGGAAGGGGCGGCGGUCAUCGACGUGGGGAUCAACAGGGUGCCGGACCCUGUGACCGGCAGGGACAGGCUGGUGGGCGAUGUGGACUUUGAAGGAGUGCGUCAGAAGGCCGGCUUCAUCACGCCGGUGCCAGGGGGGGUGGGCCCCAUGACCGUGGCCAUGCUGAUGAAGAACACCGUCAAGGCGGCGCGGAGCCAGCUUCCGUCCGCUGAAGAGCGAGUGCGCGCGGCGGCGUUCUCCUAACCGCCCCCCUACCCCCCCCUUCCCUCCCGCCCGCCACUCAUUCCGCGACCUUUUCACCGAUUGGUCCCUUCCUACUCGAGGCCCCCGCCUCCACAACAUGCAAUAACGCACUGCCAAUCAACAUGGCCCGAGGACUUGAAUUCGAUAUAACUUACUUAGAUAUUGUCCCGACUUAAUCAUCCGUACAAGACCAAACUUACUGUCUGUCAUCUGUAAAAUAUUUAAGUACAGUUAGCGCUGAAAGAGGAGGAACUCAAUGUUGUCAAGGAGUAAGAUGUACGAUUACAGCCUUACAAAACAGAAUUUCACCAAACAGUCUUUCUGGCGCCUUCCAUAAAUUAGUCAAAAAGUAGUUUGGUUCGUUGCAUCUUUCCUGCACCAAUUUUGUACUAUGAGGUAGAACUAUAAUAAUAAGAGUGUAUUUUAUUUUAAACAUGUUUUUGAUCUCCUGUUAUGCUGUAAAAACCUGUCUGGAUCACCAGCUGUUUGAGUCACUUCACAUGCAGGCGCACACACACACAGGCAGGCAUGCACAUAAACAUGCGCGCACACACACACACACACACACACAAACAGUGCGCCGACACACAUUCUGACAAACACACACAAAUAGUGCGCAGGCACACACACAUACACACAUACACACACUCAGUGUGCAGACACACACACACAUACACACAUACAAACGCAGUGCAAGUUCUUUCUCUUAAUAUUUAUUUAUAUGCUGUACAUAAAAUACGAGGAGAGAAUAAAAUAGCAGUCCAAACUGGUUUUGGAUCCACAGUACGUACAGUGAAACUGUACAGAAAGCACACUCUGGUACUGGAGCGUUGUACUAACAGCCAGGAAAAGACAGACGACG
Anguilla rostrata (American eel) is the source of this 2250-nucleotide messenger RNA. RefSeq names its product bifunctional methylenetetrahydrofolate dehydrogenase/cyclohydrolase, mitochondrial-like. The record is from RefSeq and is a predicted model, not a curated record. Gene Ontology annotation, cellular component: mitochondrion. Gene Ontology annotation, biological process: tetrahydrofolate interconversion. Bases 363 to 1388 code for a protein of 341 amino acids. Lineage: Eukaryota; Metazoa; Chordata; Actinopteri; Anguilliformes; Anguillidae. Gene Ontology annotation, molecular function: methenyltetrahydrofolate cyclohydrolase activity; methylenetetrahydrofolate dehydrogenase (NAD+) activity; methylenetetrahydrofolate dehydrogenase (NADP+) activity. The transcript has 8 exons.